AUGGCACCGUCUCCAAUUCUCAUCUCUACUGCUCCUAGAGCAUUUGGCAUGAAAUCUACAACUUUUGGUAAUAAGAUGCCCACUACUUUUAAUACUAAUCGUCGCUCCUCCCCCACUAAACGUCCUCUCGCAAUUUUCAGCGACGAGAAUGUCGACCCCACACACCCCAAGCGUGUUAAGUCCACCCUUACCUCAUGUGAGGAUAAGGAAAAUAUUCUAUUCGACAAGAAGUCUCCCUCAGUCAAAAACGCAAAGCCUUCACGUUUCGUCUUAACCGAUCGUACUCCUCAACUUCCUCAACAAAAGGUCCGUACUAGUACUGUAACAAGUCGGGUCGAGAAAAGCAAACCUCGCGUGGGAUCUUCGCUUAAGAAUGUCAUUCUUAACGCGUCCCCACCGCGUCGUCGCACUACGACUCCUCCUAGGAAAGCACGUAAUCGUCGCGCUGCAUUUGCAGUUAGAGUAGACCCUCCUGUUUUAGACAAGGAAUCUGCGCCAAACACAAGUAUCGAUUCUGUGAUCAGCAGCGGCAGUGAAAUUGAUUCCUUAUCGUUACCUAACAAUGCAAUUAUACCACGAGAUGCUAUUCCAGAUUCAUGGCAGUUCACAAUAUAUGAAGAUUCGGCCGAGGAAACGCUUCAAAACCUGAUGGAACACUCUGCAACCACUCUUGAUCUUUCGGAUGAUGAGACAAGUAGAACUGAAUUGACAGACAUUGGGAAGGAGAAUAUCCCGCCCACUGACGAAGAAGAGAGACGUUAUGAGGAAAAUCGCCACGAGGAGACACCCACUAUAUCGCCAAUGAGUAUCGACCUCCCAACUAGGCGUACCACAUAUCGCCGCACUAAACGACAGGCGUUGCGUGAAAUGGCCCCUGCAGAGUUGGUAGAUGAGGAGAGCGAAAAGCCAGGAAAGGCCCCAAAUUUGGAGAAGGAAGGGUCCGUUUCUGUUGUUACUCCCGAAAAACCAGUUCUCGCCCCGAAGUUGAAAGGGGCAUCAAAAUUCGCUGUAUGGAAGGAUCCAUCCCUCACGUCUGUCAGCAAUGCUGCACUUAAAGCCUCGAGCAGAAUGAAGCCUAGGAUUGAUGCUGGGAAGAAGAGAGGCUUAUCAGAGAUCUAA
Messenger RNA from Morchella importuna, 1119 nucleotides. RefSeq lists its product as uncharacterized. The transcript has 2 exons. The record is from RefSeq and is a predicted model, not a curated record. NCBI's taxonomy places the organism in Eukaryota, Fungi, Ascomycota, Pezizomycetes, Pezizales, Morchellaceae. The coding region runs from base 1 to 1119 and encodes 372 amino acids.